Messenger RNA from Phoenix dactylifera (date palm), 2772 nucleotides. It is a transcript of the gene MOS7, whose product is annotated as nuclear pore complex protein-like protein. Gene Ontology annotation, biological process: protein import into nucleus; mRNA export from nucleus; ribosomal large subunit export from nucleus. Gene Ontology annotation, molecular function: protein binding; structural constituent of nuclear pore. The record is from RefSeq and is a predicted model, not a curated record. Gene Ontology annotation, cellular component: nuclear pore. Lineage: Eukaryota; Viridiplantae; Streptophyta; Magnoliopsida; Arecales; Arecaceae.
CGGAGGACCAAGGGGGUUUAUCCCGCUUGCAGACCGAGCCAAGGGUUUUUCACCACCGCCUUCCCCUUUCCCGUAUUCGGAGCCGAGAUCAGCGGAGACGAGGUGGGCUUCGGUAGCUGCAGCGAGCUUAUAGCCAUGGAAGCUGCGUGGCGGCGGCAGGGCGGCAGCUACCGCCAUCACGAUGCCUUCUCCGCGUCUUCUCCUUCCUCUUUCUCUUCUUCCCCUCCCCAUCCGCAAGCGGCUUCGGCUGCCACCAAGAAAGCCUCUACGCCCCAAGCAGUAGAGUGGGUGGCGCUCCAGAAGCACCCCGUCUUCUCCGGCCCCCGCUGCACGCCGACGGAGAGCAGCGGCAGAAGCGGCAACCUGGCGGCAUGGGACGCUUCGUCGUCACGCCUCUACCUGUGGGACCCGGAGGCCCGCUGUCUCCACCGUCUCUCCCUUCGCUUCCGCGACCCCCAACCCGAUUCCUCCUCCUCUGUCUUCGCGGAGGCCGCCGUCCCUUCUGAGUUAUUGUUGCCAGAUAUUCAGAUCCAAUUUGUGGUCAACUAUAUUUCUCUCAAUAUAGAUGGAUCAUCAUUAUUAUUUGUUGGCUCUGGCAGCCUCAGCCUCAUGUACUUAUUUGAAAGGACUUAUAAGAAUGACAAUACAUUUACUUGCAGGACAGUUUCAGUUGCUUCUCAAAUAUUGUUUGGCCACAACAAUGGUUUACAAACUUUACGAGUAUCAUGGCACCCUUACAGUAGUAGUCAUUUGGGCAUUUUGUCAUCAGAUUCGGUUUUCAGGCUAUUUGAUUUGUCAUCUGAUUUAGAGCGACCAGAGCAGGAAUACUAUCUGCAGCCAUUUGAACCUGGAAGAUGCCACAAUGCUGCAUCAAUCUGCCCAGUGGCAUUCUCAUAUGGAGGUCAACAUUUAUGGGAUAGAUUUUCUAUAUUUGUUCUAUAUAGUGAUGGCUCAGUCUAUGCCCUUUGCCCAGUUGUUCCUUUUGGAAGUCUCUGCAGUCGGGCAUAUGUAGAAGAAAUUUAUGAAGACAUGAAUGAGUUUGGAUUGAAGUCAUCAGAUUUAAAAGUUGUUAGCAACUCACGUUUGGCUAUUGAUUGGUUAGAAGCAACAUUUCCAGAUUUAGCAGAUCAAUCAUUUGAGGAAGGCAGUGUAUUGGCAUCAAGAGCUCAUCCGUAUGCCCCAAUAGAUGCAUCUCUUUCACUACAGGGUCCUCUUGGUAAAAUUUGUCCUGGUGAAGAGAAUCAUGAUUUCCAGAGCAGUGCAGGUUGUGAUGGCAGGGCUGUAGAUCUUCUUUACUGUUCUAUUGACAAGGAUUCAGUUCUUGUGACUGCCUGGAGCAGUGGGCAGCUGCAGAUUGAUGCCCUGGCAGAUGAAGUCCAACCUCACUGGAACAAUGGUAGUCCUCCCCACCUUAAUGUGGAUUCUUCUGGUCAUAUAAAGAGCAUUGCUAUGAUUUGUGAGUUGAAUAUGCGAGAAGUUUCUACUUUAAAAUCCAGCCAAUCACUUGACCUGGUAUCAAAUAUCAGCAGUACUGCAGAUAUGAUUUGGGUGGGAUGUCCACCUCCUUUGCUCAGGCUGGCUAUUGUAGACUUAGCACUGCCAAAAAAUGCAUUGAAUAAUUGCCAGCUUUCUUUGUUUUCUGAUCCUCUUGUUUCAGAGAAAUUUUGCUGUCUUCAUGGUGGGGGAAUAGACUUGGUAACUUUGCAUUUUCUGCCUUUCACAAAUCUAUCUUCUGCACCAGACAAGAUUGCAAAAGCACCUUCUGUGCAUCCUAUCCUCAGUACAGGCAUUAAUGCUUCUUUCUCUCCAGUGCUCUCUGGUUUUGUUUCAAUCGCUGAUCCAUAUGGUCAUUCACUAAUAAUUGGAAUCACAUCCUCUUAUGAGUGUAUUCUGCUAGGGAUGAAGGGUUGGAAUGAAUUACCACCCCAUCUUUAUGAUAUGGACACUAAGUCUGUUGAUGAUACAGAAAAUGCUAUCCCUGAGAUUAUAAGCAAAGAGCUUCUUGAUGGUCCAAAGGUCAUCCUUGUUCCUCCUUCAACAACUCUUCAAUCUUUAACUGCUGAUUCGAUUGAAGGACGAUCAACUCUUCAUCACUAUAUCAAGCUUUUUCAUGAGAACUAUGUGGAGUAUGCACACAAGGUCUAUAUUGAACUCAAAGAGCAUGCGGGUUAUCUAAAAACAAUAAUUGAAGACCAACAUAAACAUUUGCAUGAGACAAAGCAGUUGCUUCUGAAUGUUGAAGCCAAAGAACAAGGCAUAAAAAAUCGGACCGAUCGUGCCUUCAAGGUAUAUGAACUUUUGGAGCAACGUCUACAGAAUUUCAAAAAGUUACCUGGAGCAAGCAAGAAACCAUUAUCAAGAGCAGAACGUGAAUUUAAGGCCGAGCUUGAAAGAUUUGCAGAUUUAGAGUUGGACGCCUUGCACUCUUCUAUUGAAUCUUUGAAUGCAAGGCUGAAAAGAUAUAGUCAGUCUUCACCAGUUAGUUCACGGAAUGCUUCCAGGCAAACACCAGUUAGGGGAAAGAGCCAUGUGUCAGAUGCUCAGACGUUGCAAUUGAAAUCAUCUCUGCAAAAGCUUUCCAGUCUUAACAUUGAUAAUGCCAAGAAGGUAAAACUCAUUGAAAAUGAACUGAAGAACCAGGAGAAAUAGCAAAAUUAUGAAAAAAAACAAUUUACAGUCAAAUAUGCCCUUAUCUGAAUGUUGACUGUAGUUUUGUAUCAUGGAUGUUGUUUGACAUAAUAUCAAAUCAUUUUUAUAUAUUAAUAUGCGUAA